AUGCAUUGGGAAAUCUUUACUGUUGGUGCGCCACCGGAAAAAAAAAAAACGGUGUUGCUAGGACACGUUAGAGUAAACAAAAAAAGUGUCAUCUAGCAUUUUUUUGCUGAUGCAAAUUAGUUUAAAAUCUAUUAAUGUAUAUUUAACCAGAGAAAUGAUUUUGGCUGGGAAAAUAAAGGAACCUGACCCCCUGAACCCAAAAGUAUUGCUAUGGGCAGAUGUAAGCUACAGUGACAUGGAGGAAAUUGAAAACACCAAGGCCAUACCAGAGCUAGAGAGAACUCUAUGCCGUGUGCUGGGAGUAAACAUUCCUGAGCCGAGGAGGGGAGUCCUGCUGGAGCUUUAUGUCCACACAGUGCUGUUCUGUAGAGAGAGCAACUUCAACAGGGAGCAGACAUCUGUCCUCCUCUCCAUCGUCAAGAGCAUGCAUCAGGCUAACACUGAAACUCCACUCAACAAUAUGAGCCGUUGCUAUGCAUACUGCAGUGAACUUCUGCUCUGUCACUCUGUCAGGAGGCCUCCCUUCAGUAUCAGCCUGUUCAGCUCUGAGGACGUGACCCAGAUCUUGAAGUAUCUCCUUAACAACUAUUUUAGACAUUACAAUCUGUACAAGUACAUAUUCACCCCUCAGGUUAGAUUGGAUCUGUCUUUUUCCUACUCUGGCAUGCCAGACGAAGACCCUGUCACUGAGACUGACGCAGUAUCAUCAGAUGGGAACGGCAAGAAGGAAAACGAACCAGAGGCGGCAGAAGGGGAGCAGCCCAUUGAAGCAAUGAACACAGGUCCAGAGAUGGCUAAUACAGAUCCAUCGCCCAAGUCAGAGUUGAGGACGAUAAUACAACAGGAAAUGAGAGAGGAGAUGAUACAUAUGUCAAGGCAACUAGAGCAACGAUUGAAGGAAAGUGCAGAUCGGCUAAAUAGCGCACUGACUUCACUGGAGACCAAUCUCCAAGGCAAAAAGUAAACAUCAAAGCCUGAUUUUUAUCUAUGCAUUUCAUUCUGUUCUUUGCACUAAAACACGUUAGUCAAAUUUGAGAUAUAGGUUAUUUGUGGGUGUCUGUCAGUAAAGAGGUUGAUUGCGUAAUCAUGUUUUUGUUAACUCCUUUAAACACAAAAUCAACACACAAAUAUUACAAAGUAAAUCGGUUACUUUCAUUAUCAAUAAAACAUUGGUCUUUCACAGUUGUAACAUUAUUGUACACCACUUAUUGAGGAAUGCCAUUUUAAUUCAGGCAAAGGAACACUUAGUUGAGUAAAUCUCAAACUGGACUGAAAAGGAAUGCUAUUGGUUACAAUAAUUGUCGUAUUGCACUAAACACGAAACACAGAAAGGAAACUAAUCUGACUGGGGUAACAGUUAUUUCGUCAUUUCCUAUACCCUGAACUCAAACUAUCAGUGGAAAUUGGAAAACUAUAUUUGGAAUGUUUAAUGUUUCUUCUGCAAUCACUAACUUUCCGCUAUGUUAUUUUAGAUUCAGUAAGAAUAUAUGAUUGAUAAAAUACAGGUUUAGGUAGCAAAUAGAAGUAAACAAUGAAAAUAAUUAUGUUAUGUCAACUCAAUAGAGGAUGUCAUAGCAUUAAAAAAUAAAAAAACUUUUUCAAGCAUUAACUGCA
Messenger RNA from Oncorhynchus gorbuscha (pink salmon), 1614 nucleotides. RefSeq names its product coiled-coil domain containing 189 (gene cfap119). The record is from RefSeq and is a predicted model, not a curated record. Bases 110 to 964 code for a protein of 284 amino acids. NCBI's taxonomy places the organism in Eukaryota, Metazoa, Chordata, Actinopteri, Salmoniformes, Salmonidae. The transcript has 9 exons.